AUGGGUAGGAAGCGGAAGACUCUUGCGAAGAGCAGCGCGGCGGCAGCCGACGAGGAGAAAAUCUCAACUGAGAACCCAACUGCUGAGGGUGGUAAGAAUACUGUAAAAAUUGUGUACAGAAGAUCCGGACGUCUCAAGAGCUCGGCUAGGAGCGAAGGGGUCGAACCCAUUGUCGAACAUGUCGAUUUAGAUGAAAUCGAAAGAGAAGAAGAACUGCCACAGAUUGAGAAAGUUACUAGUCCUGUGCAGGUUGCCAAGGAAAGGAGCUCGGAAGUCGAGACUCCGGUCGAGCAGGUUGGUAAUGGUCCCCCGAAGGAGAUGAACGAGAGAAGCUUGAAUGAAAUGGUUAGCUAUCUCGUACAGGCCGUGGAUGUGUUCAAGCAUAAGGUGUUUGAAAGGCCUAAUGAGGAUCCCUCUCCUGAUAUCCGCUACAAAAGCUUGUACUUAAAGUUGCAGAAAAGGGUUGAUGCUUUGACAAAGGAGAAAUAUGAGCUGGUUAGGAAGUUGGAGUUUGCUGAGGGACAAGUUGCAGCUUUUCAAAAGAUGAUUGAUGGCAUGGGGGCUCUAAAGGAAGUGAUAUUCGUGGCUGGUUCGGAAAAAGGUACUAUCGGCAAUGCGAGUUUGCAGCCUCAGACUGUUGACGAUCCGGUGGAAAAGAAGAGGUCACACAAGAAAAGAAAGGCCUGA
Striga hermonthica is the source of this 687-nucleotide messenger RNA. NCBI's taxonomy places the organism in Eukaryota, Viridiplantae, Streptophyta, Magnoliopsida, Lamiales, Orobanchaceae. The record is from the annotation of a GenBank genome assembly.